AUGGACACGGUCAUCGCCCUCCUUGUUCUUUCAACAAUACCAUUGCUUGUAGUAUCUGAGGUUCACUCUGUGGCCUCAUUCAGAGCUGUUGUGGAGCUGGUGUCAGGAGAUUCAAGGAUCUUCUCCGGGGAGAGCGCCCGUUUGAGAUGCAGCAUUCCUGAUGCCCACAGGUCCACCUGGACUAUUGAGUGGUUCAAGGGAUCUAAGAAGCUCUCACAGAAUAUUGAGCACCUCAGUCUGUGGAAAGCCUCUGUUAGAGAUAGUGGAAAAUUUUACUGCCAAGGAGUGAGGGACACACUGGUGGGAAACAUAAAAACGCUCCCAAGUCUGCCUGUGGAGAUAAACGUGGAUGGAGGGUGGGCUAUUCUGGAGGUCCCACCGCGUCCUGCCCUUGUUGGAGAAACUUUGACGGUGACGUGUCGCGUCCGAGGCAACCCUGUACUCCAAGAGGUGAUCCUGUACAAAGAUGGUGUUGAAGUUAUGAGACAAAGUGGCCUGAACCCACAUCUUCACUUGACCAACUUGGCCCUGAAGGACCAAGGACUUUAUUCCUGUAGGGCAUCCUGGGAUAUAGAGAGACGUACACGCUCUGUAAUUUCAGUGGACACUCAAGUGCAGGUCUCAGAGGUUCUGACGCAGCCAUAUUUGGAGAUUGUUGCAGACGAUAAACUGGUACCAGCAAAUAUGAUAAAGCUUGUCUGCCGUGUUGAAUACAACGCCCGUGCACCUGCCCCUCCAAUAAGCUACUAUUUCUACAAGAAUAACAACCUACUGGGACCAGCAACCUCUGAGAAACAUUAUCUGGCCGGACGGGUCCCAGGCCAUUACAGCUGCAGGGCCAAGGUGCCUCUGUUGGGCAUCUUUAGGUUGAGUGAACCCAAAAGCUUUGGAGAAGUGACAGAACCACAAAUGAUGACUCUUCCAGCUCUUCAUCCCAGAGGCCCAAGGCUGUUGGCUACCACAGUCCCAAACCCAGAUCUCUCUUUGCUUCCUGCAGCUAAGCCCACAGCAGCCUGGUCCAUCCCUAUUCAGCCUACAGAGGAGCACACCCAGCCCUCACCUCCUCUUCUGAUGCCAGCACCAAGUGCUCCACCAUCUACAGUCACCGAAAUUGUUAUCCCAGAAGUUGUCAAUGUAUCUGAGGGGUCUGGUGACAUGUGACAGUUAUACUUUAUACCCCAUUUCAGAAACUAAUCAUCCAAUCUGGGUAAUAAUGUUUAAUGUCCACAUCUUUAGCUAUCUGAUACCAAUCAUAUAGGGCCAGUGGUCUGCAAUUGUACACUUGUAUAUGUGAUUCUUUGUAUAACAUUAAUUUAACAGAUUAUAAGGUAUUAACUUCAUGAUCUCUCCUGUAGAAAACUAACUGGAUCAAUAGUAUUGAUGAUGACAACUAAUGUUAUUUUUGCUUAAGGGAAAUAAAGCAUUC
This is a messenger RNA of Scomber japonicus (chub mackerel), 1426 nucleotides long. RefSeq names its product high affinity immunoglobulin gamma Fc receptor I-like. The transcript is spliced from 6 exons. Bases 1 to 1161 code for a protein of 386 amino acids. Gene Ontology annotation, biological process: cell surface receptor signaling pathway. The record is from RefSeq and is a predicted model, not a curated record. NCBI's taxonomy places the organism in Eukaryota, Metazoa, Chordata, Actinopteri, Scombriformes, Scombridae. Gene Ontology annotation, molecular function: transmembrane signaling receptor activity.